AUGGCAUGGAAGGGUCCUCGACAUAAGAUGGAACUUUGGCAAGCUGUGAUUGUGGUCUCAAGUAAAAAGGAGGUGGAUCUUUUUGCUUUUCUAUGCUGGGAUAUUUGGAAUGACAGAAACAAUUUGUUGUUUCAAGGACGAAGUCUUGAGAGUGUAUCAGUAUUUAACAAAGCUUUGGCUUAUCAGACGGAAUUUUACUCUAUAAAUCUUGCCCCUAUAUGCUCCCAUAAUAGGCAAGGGCCCAGUCAGAGUUCUAUUAAUUGGCAUGCCUCAUUGGAUGGUCAGUACAAAAUUAAUGUUGAUGGGGCUGCCAAACUUGCUGGGUUAGUGCGGGGAGUUGGAGCAGUGAUUCGCAAUGGAAAUAAAGAGUUUAUGGCUGCUUGUUCUCGACAAGUGGGGCUAGUAGACAGAAUCAACUCUAAUGAAGAGUGUUUUGAAGCUGAAGGGAAUCUAGUGGAAGAUAUCAAGGAGAUGUAG
Prunus armeniaca (apricot) is the source of this 477-nucleotide messenger RNA. The record is from the annotation of a GenBank genome assembly. Lineage: Eukaryota; Viridiplantae; Streptophyta; Magnoliopsida; Rosales; Rosaceae.